CCCGGGCCCGGCGCCGGUUGGGAGGGAGGCAGGCGACCGAGAACAAGCAGCAGUUAGGGAUCCUGCGGGAGGCGGUGCUCGCGCCCGCGCCCGCGCCUGUGCCCGCGCCCCGUCCCGGGGGCUGCAGGUCCGCGGGACCGGGAGGAGAAGAAGGAAGAGGAGGAGGAGAACGAAGAGGAGCGGGAGGCGGCGCCGCCUCCGCUCCACAGCCCCCCGACUGCCUCUGCCCGUCCGCCCGCCCGUGGGCCGGCCCGCAGCCCCGCGCGGCCAUGGUGGGGGGGCCCGCGGGCUCGGGGCUGUCUCUGCCUCUGCCGCUGCGGGCCGGGCUCGGGGCCGGGGCCGGGGCCGGGGCCGGGGGGCUGGGCGCCCAGCAGCCGACGCUGCUGCCAUGAAGCGCCUCCGCGCCCGGGACAAGCCCACGGGCCCCGGGCCGGCCCGCGCCGAAGGGGGAGCCCGGAGGGCGCCCGGCGGCAGGGCUCCCGCUGAGCCGCGAGCCCCCGGUCCGGCCCCCGCGCCCCAGGAGCAGGAUGUUAAAGCCAAAGGACCCAGCCCCUUAAUCUUCCGGAAGCUCAGCAAUCCUGACCUGUUCUCCUCAAGUGGAAAAGCCAAGCUUCAUCGGCAGCUGAGUCAGGAUGAUGGCAAACUCCGGGGCCGGGGGAGCCUGGCCACAGCCCUGUCUCUGUCAGGCAAGCAGCUGCUGCCUUUGUCCAGUGGUGGGCACGGUGGCGGGGGACAGCCGCCCUGGCAGUGCUCAGGGGAAGCCUCCAACCUGGUCCGUAUGAGAAACCAGUCCCUGGGGCAGUCGGCCCCGUCGCUGACAGCUGGACUGAAGGAGCUGAGCCUUCCGAGAAGAGGCAGCUUAAUCUCUUCUCUUGGUCGAGGAAACAGUGAUGUCCACCCGCACUUACCCUCUUCAGCGUCGGCCCCGGCCCUGUGCCACCCCCAGCUUCCUCUCAGUGCUGACGGGGCCUUUGCCACAGCUCCUCCGGUCUUUUUCCUGAACCUGCCCGUCCACAGUGGCCUCGGAAGCUGCCACCCGUUCCUGUGGAGUUGUAGGACGAGCAACCGAAAGAGCCUGAUUGUUCCAUCCAGCACCUCCCCAACCCUGCCCCGGCCCCACUCACCACUCCAUGGCCACCCAGGCGGUAGUCCCCUGGACAGCCCCCGGAAUUUCUCUCCCAAUGCUCCAGCCCCGCACUUUUCCUUCGUUCCUGCCCGCAGCCAUGGACACAGAGCAGACAGGACGGAUGGACGGCGCUGGUCCUUGGCCUCUCUUCCUUCCUCUGGUUAUGGAACCAACACCCCUAGCUCCACCGUCUCCUCCUCCUGCUCCUCCCAGGAGAAGCUGCACCAGCUGCCCUUCCAGCCCACGGCCGAUGAGCUGCACUUCCUGACGAAGCAUUUCAGCAGCGAGAGCGUCCCGGACGAGGAGGGCCGCCAGUCGCCAGCCAUGCGGCCCCGCUCGCGCAGCCUCAGCCCUGGCCGCUCCCCAGUCUCCUUUGACAGUGAAAUAAUAAUGAUGAAUCAUGUGUACAAAGAAAGAUUCCCCAAGGCCACAGCGCAGAUGGAGGAGCGGCUGGCUGAGUGCAUAGCCUCGAACGCCACCGAGAGCGUGCUGCCCUUGGCGGACGGGGCCCUGAGCUUCAUCCACCAUCAGGUCAUCGAGCUGGCCCGGGACUGCCUGGACAAGUCCCGUGAUGGGCUCAUCACGUCCCGCUACUUCUAUGAACUUCAGGAGAACUUGGAGAAGCUUCUGCAAGACGCCCAUGAGCGGUCAGAGAGCGUGGAGGUGGCCUUCGUGACCCAGCUGGUGAAGAAGCUGAUGAUCAUCGUGGCCCGGCCGGCCCGGCUCCUGGAGUGUCUGGAGUUUGACCCUGAGGAGUUUUACCAUUUGCUGGAAGCUGCUGAAGGGCAUGCGAAGGAGGGCCAGGGGAUCAAAUGUGACAUCCCGCGCUACAUCAUCAACCAGCUGGGCCUCACUCGGGAUCCGCUGGAAGAAAUGGCCCAGCUGAACAGCUACGACAGUCCAGACACUCCUGAGACCGACGACUCGGUUGAGGGCCGCGGGGCCAUUUUGCAGGCCAAGAAGACGCCGUCCGAAGAAGAGUUUGAGACAAUCAAGCUGAUCAGCAAUGGCGCCUAUGGGGCCGUGUUCCUGGUGCGCCACAGGUCCACCCGGCAGCGCUUUGCCAUGAAGAAGGUCAACAAGCAAAACCUCAUCCUGCGCAACCAGAUCCAGCAGGCGUUCGUGGAGCGCGACAUCCUCACCUUCGCCGAGAACCCGUUUGUGGUCAGCAUGUUCUGCUCCUUUGAGACCCGGCGCCACCUGUGCAUGGUCAUGGAGUACGUGGAAGGGGGAGACUGUGCCACGCUGCUGAAGAACAUCGGGGCGCUGCCCGUCGACAUGGCACGCAUGUACUUUGCCGAGACAGUGCUGGCGUUGGAGUACCUGCACAACUACGGCAUCGUGCACCGGGACCUCAAGCCCGACAACCUCCUGAUAACAUCCAUGGGUCAUAUCAAACUGACCGACUUUGGGCUGUCCAAAAUUGGCCUCAUGAGCCUGACCACCAACCUGUACGAGGGCCACAUCGAGAAGGACGCCCGCGAGUUCCUGGACAAGCAGGUGUGUGGGACCCCCGAGUACAUCGCCCCCGAGGUGAUCCUGAGACAGGGCUACGGGAAGCCGGUGGACUGGUGGGCCAUGGGCAUCAUCCUCUACGAGUUCCUCGUGGGCUGCGUCCCUUUCUUUGGGGACACCCCGGAGGAGCUCUUUGGACAAGUGAUCAGUGAUGAGAUUGCGUGGCCCGAGGGGGAUGACGCCCUCCCUCCCGAUGCCCAGGACCUCACCUCCAAGCUGCUGCACCAGAACCCCUUGGAGCGGAUGGGCACAGGCAGCGCCAGCGAGGUGAGGCAGCACCGCUUCUUCAAGGACCUGGACUGGACGGGCUUGCUGCGCCAGAAGGCCGAGUUCAUCCCGCAGCUGGAGUCCGAGGACGACACGAGCUACUUCGACACCCGCUCAGAACGUUACCGACACGUGGACUCGGAGGACGAGGAUGACCCCAACGAUGACGACCACGUGGAAAUCCGUCAGUUCUCUUCCUGCUCCCCAAGGUUUAGCAAGGUGUACAGCAGCCUGGAGAGGCUCUCCCUGCUCGAAGAGCGCAGGACCCCGCCCCCCACCAAACGCAGCCUCAGCGAGGAGAAGGAGGACAGGCUGGACGGGCUCAGCGGCCUCAAGGGCAAGGACCGGGGCUGGGUGAUCGGCUCCCCCGAGAUAUUGAGGAAGCGGCUGUCGGUGUCCGAGUCCUCCCACACGGAGAGCGACUCCAGCCCCCCGCUCGGGGUACGGCGGCGCUGUUCGGGGCUGCUGGACGCGCCCCGCUUCCCAGACGCGGCCGAUGAGGCAGGCGGCAGCCCCCGGCAGAGCCAGCAGCUGGCAGAGGCCACAGCCUUUCUGACUCCGCAGCCCCGAGAGGGUGGCCCCGGGCCCGUCGCGGAGCAGCCGGGAGAGCAGAAGGCCCAGGGGGACAAGGAGCCAGGUGGGAGUCCCGGGAGCGUCUGUGCCCAGCAAGGCCGCCGGAAUAGCCACGAGGGCCUGGAGAGCUCCACGCCCAAGGCCAUCAGCGACCUGGCCGUGCGGCGGGCGCGCCACCGGCUGCUGUCCGGGGAGUCUGGAGACAAGCGCUCGCCCAGGCCCGCCAACAAGGUCAUCAAGUCGGCCUCCGCCACAGCCCUGUCCCUCCUCAUCCCCUCAGAUCACCAUGGAUGCUCCCCCUUGGCCAGCCCGAUGUCCCCCCACUCUCAGUCAUCCAAUCCCUCGUCCCGGGACUCCUCCCCAAGCAGAGACUUCUCUCCGGCCAUCAGCAACCCGAAGCCCCCCAUCGUCAUUCACCGAGCUGCCAAGAAGUACGGCUUCACGCUGAGGGCCAUCCGCGUCUACAUGGGGGACACCGAUGUUUACACUGUGCAGCACAUGGUUUGGCACGUGGAGGACGGGGGCCCGGCCAGCGAGGCGGGCCUGCGGGAGGGAGAUCUCAUCACGCACGUCAACGGCGAGCCUGUGCACGGGCUGGUGCACACUGAGGUGGUGGAGCUGAUCCUGAAGAGCGGGAACAAAGUGUCCAUCUCGACAACACCCUUCGAGAACACAUCGAUCCGAGUGGGACCUGCCCGCAAGGGCAGCCACAGGUCCAAGAUGGCCCGAAGAGACCGGAGGAGCAGGGCCAAGGACGGGCCCGAGAGCAGCAGGAAGAGGGGCUCCCUGUUCCGGAAGAUCACCAAGCAGGCGUCCUUCCUGCACACGAGCCGCAGCCUGUCGUCGCUCAGCCGCUCCCUGUCUUCUGGGGAGAGCGGGCCGGGCUCCCCCACCCACGGCCACGGCCACAACCUGGCCCCGCGGUCUCCCACCCAGGGCUACCGAGGAGCCCCCGAGGCCUUGCACUCAGUAGGUGGAAAUUCUUCCCAGAGCAGCUCGCCCAGCUCUAGCGUCCCCAACUCUCCGGCCAGCUCCGGCCACAUCCGGCCCAGCUCCCUGCACGGUCUGGCCCCCAAGCUGCAGCGGCAGUACCGCUCGCCCCGGCGCAAGUCGGCAGGCAGCAUCCCCCUCUCCCCGCUGGCGCACACUCCGUCGCCCACGCCCCAGGCCACCUCCCCCCAGCGCUCCCCGUCGCCUCUGCCCGGCCACGCCCUGACCGGCAGCCCCGCCGCCUUCCCCGGGAAGCUGCACUCCUCCCCGCCCCUGGGCCGGCAGAUCUCGAGGCCCAAAAGCGCCGAGCCGCCGCGCUCCCCGCUCCUGAAGAGGGUGCAGUCGGCCGAGAAGCUGGGGGCGGCCCUGGGGGCCUCGGAGAAGAAGCUGUCCGCCUCGCGCAAGCCGAGCCUGGACCUGCCCCCCUGUGAGGUCAGGAAGGAGCUGGGGCUGCCCGGGGAGCCGGGGGACAAGGCCCCCCUGCCCAAGGCGGCCUCCCGGAGCCUGGGCACCAUCCGGCACGACCGGGCAGAGCGCCGGGAGGCCCUGCAGAAGCAGGAGGCCAUCCGCGAGGUGGACUCCUCCGAGGACGAGGAAGACACGGACGACGACGGCUCCGAGAACAGCCAGGAUGGGCGAGGACAGGGGCCCCGCCGGGCCCUGCCCCAGCUGGCCCCCGAAGGAGGGCCCCCGGGCAAAUUCCUGCCGGCUCCCCAGGCCCAAGAGAGUGCCAAAGAGAGCGCCCGCCUGCCCCAGGAGCCACGGGGCAGGGCCCGGCCUCCCGCAGCCACCCCCGGGACUCCCGUGAGGACGCUGGCCGAUGAAGCUGCCCCCGGCACCGCGGCACGGCUGGGGUCCGACCAGCCCCAGGCCCCGGGGACCCAGGGCUCUCCCCAGGCCGCCUCUGGUUCUGAGGGUCCUCGGGGCGCAGCCUCCACCGAGCCCACACUCCCCCAAGGUGACGGGCAGGCCCAGCCCUGUCCCGAGCCAGCACUUACAGCACUUUGUCCUUGGCUGUCAGGAGGCCCCCUCCCUUGCCCCGGUCCACAUCCAAAGCAGGCCCCCGGGAGCGGCUCGGGCCCCGUCCAGCUCCGGCCUCUGCCCCUGCAGGUGCCCACCCUGGCCGAGGGCGGGCACGGCUGGGACGCAGCCUCGUCCCAGACCGCCAUGAGCCUUCAGCCGGGAUCCAAGCUGGAGGGCUCCUCCAAGCCUGGCCAGCCCCAGGCCACCCAGCUCACCAGCCCUUCCCAGCCCCUUGCCUACAUGACCCCCAGCCCCAGUCCUGCCCCUUGUCCACCUUGGGAGCCCAAGUGCCCCUGGGCAGAGAAGGAGGAACUAGCUUUAGGGAGCACCAAGGUGCCUGACGCUGCCGGGGACAGCAAACAGGCCCCCCAGUGCAAAGGGCACCUGCAGCCCCCCGGGCGGGAAGAGACCGUGCCGCCGAGAGCCCUGCACGAGCCCCAUGACUGUGCCCUGGCGCACGACGACCUUCUGAGAAGAACGUAGCUGCCGGCCUGGGCCCCGACCCCCCGUAUAAUAUAUGCUCAUGGAAACGCCUGGUGUGCCGCUAUCUCUGUGCCGCCCCGGGCCCGGGGAGCGUCCGUCCCCGCUUACAUCACCACCUCCGGAGCCGGGCUUGGGGCUGUGGUCUUGCCCCCCCCCCCCCCCCGGGCACAGGUGGGGCUGCCCAGGGGGUGCCGGGGGAUCGGCGUCUCCCACAGGCCCACAGGGGGAGGGGAGCCGCAGCCUCUCAUUGGGCCCGCCAUCUCCCUCCGGGUCCCAGGAGCCCGCUCCUCGGAGGGCAGACACAGGGUGGGGGAAGAAGGUGCUGGGGGGAGAUGGUCUUCCCGACCCCCAUCUGUGUCUCAAGGUGAGCCUCAAGGGAAGUGAAGCUGAGAGAUAGUGUGCGGGGGUCUGAGGGCCCCAGCUGCCUUGGCAAGAGUGGCCAUUGGUCCGGGGGUCCGGCGGUCCGGGCUGAAACGAAGCUGCCUCUGAGAAGUUGCUUUCUAGGGAGGGCUGGCAGCCAGGGGGCGCUUCUGGGCGAGUCGCUGCCAUUGCCUCCCCUCCUGCCCCUUCUGCCUUCCAUGAAAUUUUUGUUUUCCCUUAAUAUGCAAGUGAGGCCUCCUGUGACCCUGGUACUGAUGCCGAGGAGAUGGUGGGGUGAGGGGAAGUGGAGGACGGAGCCUUGGGGGCUUUCGAGUCGGGACCCCCAAUAUCUAGAGGCCUGGAAGUGUCCCCGGUGGGCUGAAAGGCAGGCUGGGAAUCAGCCCUCAGGGCUGCGGCAAACCGCCGAGAGCCGGCUGGGACUCUGGAAUUGCUGAGGGAGGGGCAAGGGCUGCCCAGGGGUCCAGCUUUGCCGAGGCCUUGACAAGCCUUACUCAGGAUGGGGGAGGGCUGCUACCCACAUGAAGUGCCUGGGAUGUGGGCCCUGUCCCCACCGAGCUUAGCAGCUGCGUGAGAAGCACCCACCCCAGCCGCGCAGCCAGGGAGCUUCUUGGGACAGUCAGAGGCCCCUCGAGAGGUCACCACCCUCCUCUCCAUCCCUGCCCUGCACCUCCAGGGCCUCGUAAAAAAGGAGUCCGUGAGAGGAGCUUCCGGCACAUAUUCCUCCCUUUCCCUGCACAAGUGGUGCCCAGGAGGCGGGCAUCUGCAGCGGAGGAACAGCGCCAUCUGGGCACCAGCUCCGCCCGGCUUGUCCCGCCCCGACCCCUGCACAUUCACCAUGGGAGGGUCAUCCACAGGCUUGUUCUGUCCGGGGUUCUGGAGGGGCCGUCUGCUGAACGGCCAUCAGGGCGGGCAGAGCCGACACCCAUCCGAGGCGGCCGGGGGCUCCGUCACCCCAAUUCCAAGCCAGGGCCUCCGUCACCGGGUCAUCUUUUGCAUUUAUCUGGGGCCUCGCCCCGUGCAGACGUGCAGGGGUGAUGCGGUCCUGCCCCAAAGGGAGCUCCCUAUCCAUUGAGGAAAGCACCACGUUCAGACCAGAUUCAAGGUUUUGGGGGAGCCAGGACACAGGCGAGGAGGGGGGAGAGGCGUAAGAAGAGUUUGUGAUGGAAGGGGGUGCUUGAGUCUUGGAGAAGGGGUUCCACGAGGCAGAGAUGAAAAGGGGGGCAGCCUGUGCAAAAGCAAGGGGUCCCGAUGGCUCGGCGCUCUCAGCCAGGUGACCGAGGGCAGGGGGAGGGUCUGCCGCUGCGGACCCCUGGGGAUGAGGGAGAAAAUUAGACGUACACUUGGGUAUCGGGGUUAAUCACUCGGUAGUCUCUUUUUUUCAGUAACGAUACUUGAGAUUGGGGCGGCUAGGUGGUGCAGUGGAUAGAGCACUGGCCCUGGAGUCUACUCUGGCCCCAGACUCUAGCUGUGUGACUCUGGGCAAGUCACUUAACCCCGACUGCUCCACAAAAUGAUAGUAAUACUUGAGAUUGUGCAUUCUCUGCUGCUAUCUUGGGGUCCUCAAGAUCUCCGGAAAGCCCAGCCCCCUUCCUCCAGGCCCAUGAGGUUUGAUCCCACCUUUCUCUGGGUUCUGGACCAUCCCUUCGCACAGCCCAUGGGGCGUCUCCACGUCUUUGGUGAAAGAGGAUGUUUCUUAUAGAAACACGGAGCCAGAGGCAGCUUCAGGCAGGGCAGGAGGCCGGGCCCAGCCAUCAUGGCACAGCGGCUCCUGGCCAGAGACAACCGGCUCGCGGGCCUCGUGGAGCCCACGAGUGAAACGGGGUGGAUGGGACCACGGGCCCCUCUGUGCUUUUUUCCGAGUCUUCCGCUUAAUGGCCCGCAAAGUUCUUCAAGCACGUGGUUCUCCCGAGCGGCCGGGCUCCCGAUCUGGGUCGAGGGUGACCACCAGCACUGAGGGGAGGCGCGCUCCCCGGGCCCUGCUGAGCAGUGGGGGCUGGCACUCGGGCAGCCAUCAUCGUGCGCUUCCCCUAACGUCCCCCAGCUUCCUUUUUGUCCCGGCACUGUGCUAACGCUAAAAGCAGGAUAUUCCCUGCCCUCCCAAGGGACACCUUCCACCCUCUUUAGGACGGAAUCUCAUCUGUCAAGCACUGUGUCCGCUUUUCCGGGCCUUGGGGUUCGUAGCCACCCCAAGCACGCUUGCCCGGCCUUCUGUACGGAGGCGUUUCUUGUGAGGUCCCGGCGCCAUCGCCCCGAGCGGGGACCAGAAAGAAUCGCCAAACCCAGGCGGCUGAUUUUCCUUCUCCCGUCUCAGUAGUCUGCUCUUGAGCUGUCAUUUCUGUAUGGUGGUAGUAGCUUAAUAUGUAAUUAGAUUAUCCCCCAGAAUGGCAAAUCAGCUGGGUGGCCAGUGUGACCUGGUGCUACGGAGUAGUUUGGAGUAGUGUGUAAAUUCCUCCCAAAAAGCUGUGAUUGUGGAACCCCCUCAUUUAUGCGCUCCCCGACAAAUGAGUGUGGACGGGGACUUCAGCAAGAGGUGCAGGUCCCUCUGUGGAUUUAUGUAUCUUCAAAUAAAUGUGUUUUACUUGUAA
Antechinus flavipes (yellow-footed antechinus) is the source of this 8943-nucleotide messenger RNA. It is a transcript of the gene MAST2, whose product is annotated as microtubule associated serine/threonine kinase 2. Gene Ontology annotation, cellular component: microtubule cytoskeleton. Gene Ontology annotation, molecular function: ATP binding; magnesium ion binding; microtubule binding. Bases 389 to 5977 code for a protein of 1862 amino acids. The transcript is spliced from 31 exons. The record is from RefSeq and is a predicted model, not a curated record. Gene Ontology annotation, biological process: intracellular signal transduction; peptidyl-serine phosphorylation. NCBI's taxonomy places the organism in Eukaryota, Metazoa, Chordata, Mammalia, Dasyuromorphia, Dasyuridae.